UCUGAUCCAUUGCCUACAGUAGAUGGCGGUAAUGCUCUGAAAAAGAAUCCGAACCGCCAAUAAGCACGAAGAAGAAGAAGAGGCGAUCCUGCUGCGCAUGCGCGGAGGUCAGACAGCCAAGAUGGCGGCGAGUAACGGCGGAGGAAUGGAGGUGGACGCUGCAGCGAGCCCCAGUGUGAUGGCGUCUGGAGUCACGGGGAGUGUGUCUGUAGCUCUGCAUCCGCUCGUGAUCCUGAAUAUCUCCGAUCACUGGAUCCGGAUCCGCUCGCAGGAGGGACGAGCCAUGCAGGUCGUCGGCGCUCUAAUUGGUAAACAGGAGGGCAGGAACAUCGAGGUGAUGAACUCGUUUGAGCUGCUGUUUCACACCGUAGAGGAUCAGAUUCACAUCGAUAAAGAGUAUUACUACAUUAAAGAAGAGCAGUUCAAGCAGGUUUUUAAGGAUAUGGAGUUUCUGGGCUGGUACACGACUGGUGGCGCUCCGGACCAAUCAGAUAUCCACAUUCAUAAGCAGGUGUGUGAGAUCAUCGAGAGUCCACUGUUCCUGAAGCUUAACCCCAUGACCAAACACACCGAUCUGCCAGUCAGCGUGUAUGAAUCUGUGAUUGACAUCAUCAGCGGAGAGGCGACUAUGCUGUUUGCUGAGCUGCCGUAUACACUAGCGACAGAAGAAGCAGAGCGCAUCGGAGUCGAUCACGUCGCACGGAUGACAGCCAUCGGGACGGGAGAGAACUCCACUGUGGCGGAGCAUCUGAUCGCUCAGCACAGUGCUAUAAAGAUGCUGCACAGCCGUGUGAAGGUCAUUCUGGAGUACGUUAAAGCAGUGCAGGCAGGUGAGGUCCCGUUCAAUCAUGAGAUCCUGCGGGAGGCGAACGCUCUCUGUCACCGUCUGCCGGUUCUCAACACGCUCAAGUUCAAGACAGACUUCUAUGACCAAUGUAAUGACGUGGGUCUGAUGGCGUAUCUGGGAUCCAUCACCAAAACCUGCAACAGCAUGAACCAGUUCAUCAACAAGUUCAACGUUCUGUACGACAGGCAGGGCAUCGGCCGGCGCAUGAGGGGCCUGUUCUUCUGAAGCUCCUGCUGUUCAUUUAAUAAACCUGAUGUCUCUGUGUUCAA
Carassius gibelio (silver crucian carp) is the source of this 1116-nucleotide messenger RNA. Its product is annotated as COP9 signalosome complex subunit 6-like. Bases 98 to 1072 code for a protein of 324 amino acids. Gene Ontology annotation, biological process: protein deneddylation. Gene Ontology annotation, cellular component: COP9 signalosome. The record is from RefSeq and is a predicted model, not a curated record. The transcript has 10 exons. Gene Ontology annotation, molecular function: protein binding; metallopeptidase activity. NCBI's taxonomy places the organism in Eukaryota, Metazoa, Chordata, Actinopteri, Cypriniformes, Cyprinidae.